This is a messenger RNA of Fukomys damarensis (Damara mole-rat), 2329 nucleotides long. It is a transcript of the gene Gfra3, whose product is annotated as GDNF family receptor alpha 3. Gene Ontology annotation, molecular function: signaling receptor activity. Gene Ontology annotation, biological process: nervous system development. Lineage: Eukaryota; Metazoa; Chordata; Mammalia; Rodentia; Bathyergidae. Bases 394 to 1599 code for a protein of 401 amino acids. The record is from RefSeq and is a predicted model, not a curated record. Gene Ontology annotation, cellular component: signaling receptor complex; external side of plasma membrane. The transcript is spliced from 8 exons.
GUUGUGGUUGCUCUUCCUCGGGGAGAGGGGUCCGGAAGGUGAGAAAGGCGGCUUAUUUUGGGGAACUAUUGGACCCCGGGACGGCUAGGGUCCCGCGGUAGCUCCCCAGCCUUGCUAAAGGCGGCGGGCUGCAGGCGCAGGUGGGCACACUGGGUGCCACCUCCUCCCGCUGUGCCCGUCUGGAGCAGAAGGCGGCGAGGUGCGGCCGCGCGCUCCAGAGUUGGAGGGCGGCGCCCGGGACCCUGGUGGGAGCUCGGCCGUGCGGUGCAGUGGGCGGGAGGCGGCGCCGGCCCGAGAGCCCAGAGGGCGGAACUCGAGCUCCGACUGCCAGAGGACGGUGUGGGCAGGCGCAGGCAGAGUUCCCUGGGGGUGGAGACGGGCACCCUACCAGCCAUGGUGCGCGCCCCGAGCCCGCCGUCGCCGCUACCCGUGGUCCCGCUGCUGCUGCUGCUGCUGCUGCUGCUGCUGUCGCUGCUGCUUGGAACCGGGGAACCUUUUCCCACAGAGAGCUGGCUCUUGAACAGCUGUGUCCAGGCCAGGAGGAAGUGCCAGGCCAAUCCCACAUGCAAGGCCGCCUAUCAGCACUUGGGUUCCUGUGCCUCUGGGCUGAACACCCCCAUGCCCUCCGGGAAGCCUGCUGCCCGAGAAGACUGCCUAGAGGCAGCCCAGCAGCUGCGGAACAGCUCCCUGAUGGGCUGCUCGUGCCCCAGGCGCAUGAAGAACCAAGCUGCCUGCCUGAACAUCUACUGGACAGUUCACCCUGCCCGCAGCCUUGGUGACUACGAGCUGGAUGUCUCCCCGUACGAAGACACAGUAACCAGCAAACCCUGGAGAAUGAAUCUCAGCGAGUUGAACAUACUGAAACCAGACUCCAACACCUGCCUCAAGUUCGCGAUGCUGUGCCUCCUCAAUGACAAGUGUGACCGGCUGCGCAACGCCUAUGGGGUGGCGUGCUCGGGGAGCCACUGCCAGCGCCAAGUCUGCCUGCAGCAGCUGCGCGCCUUCUUUGAGAAGGCGGAGCAGCCCCUCGUGCAGGGCCUGCUGCUGUGCCCAUGCCUGCCCGCUGACCGCGACUGUGGGGAGCGCAGGCGCAACACCAUCGGCCCCAGCUGCGCGCUGCCCUCGCCGGCCCCCAACUGCCUGGACCUGCAGCGCCUCUGCGUUGGCGACCUGCUGUGCAGAUCACGCCUGGCAGACUUCCAGACCCACUGCCACCCCAGGGGCAUCCUGGGGACUUGUGCAACAGAGCAGUUCCGAUGUCUGCACGCGUACCUGGGGAUGAUCGGCACUGCCAUGACCCCCAACUUCGUCAGCAACGUCAACACGAGUGUGGCCUUGAGCUGCACCUGCCGAGGCAGUGGCAACCUGCAGGAGGAGUGUGAGCAGCUGCAGAGGUCCUUCUCCAGUAACGCCUGCCUCGAGGGGGCCAUUGCAGCUAAGAUGCGUGUCCACAAGCAGCUCUUCUUCCCGGACCUCGUAGCCCCUGUCCCUCCUGUGAUGGAGCACCAGAAUAAGAACUCUGACCUGAGACCACAGCCCUGGGUUCCCUUUCUUUUCUCCUGCACACUUCCUUUGAUUCUAUGCUGUAGCCUCUGGUAGCUGCACUUCCCCGGGGACCUUUUUCCCCUCUACAGCACCCAGCCCGGCCUGCAGCCUUCGAGGGGAGCUGGAAGGUACAUACACAGCGUGGCGCCCUGUUCCGCACGUCUGGCCCACUCCAGAUGAGGUCCUGGCAGCAGCUGUGGGAUGGGGCCUCCAGGUCUUCACCGGCGGGUUCUCCUUCCCUCACCCUUAACCCUACUUCUCCUCCUUAGGACUUGGGGACCUUUAACCAUAUCUUCUGGGGGUGGCCAGCUCCACCGAGCUCUCUCCUGGCACCUCCCUCUGGCUCUGCAGGAUCUCCCGAGUCUAGCACGUCAGUCGUUCUCUGUGGCAGUCUCUAGGUUGGCAGGGUUGGCAGUUACAAGGCAGCCUAUAAGACCUUCCCUUAGAACAAAGCUUCUGUAGGUAAGGAAGGGAAGAAGAGUGUAGCGGGGAGGGGGAAAGAAAAGAAGCAAGACAUGUCAUGUACAGGUACAAAUUCCCUAGAUGAAUGUGAUCGUUCUGUGCAUCUAAAAGGUACUGAUAAAUGUUUUGCCUCCCCGCAAAAAAGACCUUCCUUUGUGCCCCUGCCCGCUCCUGUGAGUGGAGGAUAGGAGCCCAUUGCCCUCUUCUGCUCUGUCAGAGUCCUAGAGGUCGUUUGGGCGUCAGGAGCAGAAGACUUUGGGCCUUGCUGUAUUUCUACUUCUGUCCCAAAUUUGCCCUGAAUUCUUGGAUCAUAAUUAAACAU